Molecule: messenger RNA, 483 nt
Organism: Aureobasidium namibiae CBS 147.97
Lineage: Eukaryota; Fungi; Ascomycota; Dothideomycetes; Dothideales; Saccotheciaceae
Exons: 2
Coding region: 1-483 (160 amino acids)
Source: RefSeq, a predicted model, not a curated record
AUGGCUUCCACAACUUCCAUCAUCGACUUUGGUGCACGCACCAGACUCAUCGUCACCCUCUUCGACGAAAACAGAUUCGAAGACUGCAAGAGAGAAAUCGCAACCAUCCUGGGCUAUCAAGAAUUACCGCGCUACUACCGCAUCAAAUGCCAUAUCGUUCUCGCAGAAUGUGAAGAUGACUGGUACGCCGCCGAAAGGGAGUUCCAGAUCGCAGAAAACAUGUGGUGGAAUGCCCGUAUUAUGUGGCCCGUCGGAACAGCAAAUGAAAGUACAAAUUGGCUGCUGAACAAACUGCGCGGGAUGCUCGACAGUCUCAGAGCACACCUGGAGGAGCAUCGACCUUUGGAGCAUGUGGAGAAUGAAGAGGAGUCAGAAGAAAAUGCAAUGCAGUCUGCAGAGGACGAUGAAGAGAUGUUUGCAGGAACUGCAGAGUCUGAAUUGGUCGAAGAGGAGCAAAGUCAAGACAAGGAAGAGUCCGAGUAG